UAUUACAUCCACUUGAUUCAAUGAAUAUCGAUAUGAAUAAAAAAGAAAAAAGGUCAACAUUAUCGUCGUCGUCGUCUGGAUACGCCUUUUCAUCAUUCGUAUCAUCAUUACCUAAACAACAACAACAACAACAACGACGACGACGACGAAUAAGAAAAUCACAUAAAACAGAUGAAAUUGUUUCGUAUCAAGAACGAAUGAUCAAUGAAAAUGAAUCGAUUGAUUCGAAUAAUAAUCACCAAAGUCAUCAUCAUCGAAAUUUUUAUUCAGCUCAACAACAACAACAGCAGCAACAGCAACAACAACAAUAUUCAAAAUCAGCUCCUGGAUUAUAUAUGUUACCAAUUGAAAAUGUAACAGCCACUGUUGGUCGUACGGCCAUACUUAAAUGUGUAACGAAUCAUAAUGGUCCUUCAAAACCUGCAUGGCUCAAAAUGGAUGACAAUUCAACACCGACAUUAUUAACAUUAGGUACACAUACAUUGAUGAAUGAAGAUGAAGGAAAAUAUCGUGUCACACAGAAUGAAAAUCAUUGGUAUUUACAUAUAAAUCGUAUACAAGUUAUUGAUCGUGGUCUUUAUAUGUGCCAAAUAAAUGCCAAAACUAUGCUGUCACAAAUCGGCUAUCUUGAUGUUUAUGAGCCACCUGUGAUAAAUGAAGAGCUUACUAGCUCCGAUACAAUUGUUGAUGAGCUUUCAAAAGUGUCAUUAAGAUGUGCCACCAUUGGUUAUCCAAUGCCUUCGGUUACAUGGCGUCGUGAGGAUGGAAAAUCGCUCAAUCUUGGCCAAUAUGGUGGUAAAAAAAUUGCCGAACCAAAAUGGCAAGGAGAAUAUCUGAAUAUAACGCAAAUAAAACGCGAUGAUAUGGGUGCCUAUCUUUGUAUUGCAAAUAAUGGUGUACAACCAGCGGUUAGUAAACGGAUUGUAAUACAAGUCAAUUUUCCUCCUAAAAUUCGUGUCCAUAAACAAUUGAUUGGUAGCUAUAUUGGUAGUGAUGUUGAACUUGGUUGUGAUGUAGAUGCAUCACCAAAACCGGAAACUUUUUGGUUAAAUAGUGAUGGUCAUCGUUUGGAUAAAAUAAUGAAUGGUGGUGAUAAUAAUGGUGAUGAUGAUAAUGAUGGAUCAAUAUCGUCUGCAGCAGCAACAACAACAAUAGAACAAUUGUAUAAUAUCCGUUCGAAAUUAAAUGUACAACAAAAUGACCAUUAUGUUUCUUAUUCAUCAUCAUCAUCAUCAUAUCGAUUAAAUGAUAAUAAUAAUCGAAAUGGUAUUAAUAGAAAGAAAAAAUAUCAUUUUGAAGAAGAACAAAAUGGUUAUCGUACAACAAUGAAAUUGAUAAUACGUAAUCUUCAAAUGGCCGAUUAUGGUAGCUAUAAAUGUAGUGGUCAAAAUAGUAUCGGUAAAAAAGAAGGAAUGAUUCGAUUGUAUGAAACACCACCACCAAUACCACCUACACCUAAACCAACAACAACUACAACAACAACGACUACAACAACAACUACGACAGCGGCAACAACAACAACAACAACAACAAAAUGGCCAUUUAUUAAUAAUCAACAUAAAUCACGAUCAAAUAAAGCAAAAUGGACUAAUGAUCCAAACAAUCAAUAUGGAUUCAAUAAUAAACAUGCCGUAUCAUUUUGA
Dermatophagoides farinae (American house dust mite) is the source of this 1643-nucleotide messenger RNA. The record is from RefSeq and is a predicted model, not a curated record. Lineage: Eukaryota; Metazoa; Arthropoda; Arachnida; Sarcoptiformes; Pyroglyphidae.